UGAACUUACGCGGUUGGCUGGCUGCGGGACCCCCUGGACGUCUAAGUGAGCGAACUAGCUGUUGUGGUUUCUGUUGCCUUUUCAUUUGCCAUGUGUCAAAAGAUCAAUAAGGUAAACAGCUGGCUCAGAGAAGUGUUUGGAGAUCAGCCGGUGCCACACUUCGAGGUUAACACCAGGACAGUGGACAUCCUGUACCAGCUGGCACAGUCCAGUGAAGCCCGGUGCAGUGACACAGCUCUCCUCACAGAAGACCUCAAACAGAAAUCAUUAGAGUAUCAGGUUGAAGGGUCUCAUCUCCGUGAUGUUCUUCUACAAGGUCUUGGCCUGUCCUUUGCAUGCUUGUCAAAGCCAGCGGCUGACUACUUGUCUGCUUUAGUGGACACUGCCAUGGUGCUCGGAGUCAGAGACACAUCACUGGGCAGCUUUAUGCCAGCAGUGAACAACCACACCAAUGAACUGCUGGAAGAAGAGAAGUCAAACAGGAGACUUGAGAGGGAACUCCGAGCCCUCAGAAAGAGACUUGGUGCCACUCUGGUGCUGCGGAGCAACUUACAAGAGGAUAUCAACAAAACUGUCAUAUCACAGUCAGUGGAGAGCGCUAAAGCGGAGGAAAGAAUGCUCAACAUGGAUUUUGUGACGGCAAAGGCUAAAGAGCUCAGCAGCAGACGAGAGAGGGCAGAGGCUCAACUUGUAUCCAGGAACAUGGACAAGUCUAUCACCCACCAGGCUAUUGUGCUGCUCUCUGAGGAAGCCACAGCGCUGAAACAAGAAAUAAUCCCCUUGAAAAAGAAACUGGAGCCUUACAUGGACUUAAGCCCGAGCCCAUCUCUUGCUCAAGUGAAAAUAGAAGAAGCAAAAAGGGAAUUGGCUGCAAUUGAUUCCCAACUUCAGAUGAAUAUGGAUUUCAAGUGA
Cottoperca gobio is the source of this 912-nucleotide messenger RNA. It is a transcript of the gene haus1, whose product is annotated as HAUS augmin-like complex, subunit 1. Bases 91 to 912 code for a protein of 273 amino acids. The transcript is spliced from 10 exons. Gene Ontology annotation, cellular component: HAUS complex; cytosol. The record is from RefSeq and is a predicted model, not a curated record. Gene Ontology annotation, biological process: centrosome cycle; spindle assembly. NCBI's taxonomy places the organism in Eukaryota, Metazoa, Chordata, Actinopteri, Perciformes, Bovichtidae.